Messenger RNA from Sporothrix brasiliensis 5110, 747 nucleotides. RefSeq names its product microsomal signal peptidase protein subunit. The record is from RefSeq and is a predicted model, not a curated record. Bases 1 to 747 code for a protein of 248 amino acids. Gene Ontology annotation, biological process: protein targeting to ER. Gene Ontology annotation, cellular component: membrane; signal peptidase complex. The transcript has 3 exons. NCBI's taxonomy places the organism in Eukaryota, Fungi, Ascomycota, Sordariomycetes, Ophiostomatales, Ophiostomataceae.
AUGCAUUCUUCCCUCGUUCGCCUCCAGAAUGUCUUUGGCUUCUUCACGACGGUUGUGACGGUUAUCGCCUGUCUGAUUGCCGUGACAGAUCUGCUGCAUGCGCGCACACCAAGUGCGACCGUGCGGCCAGCCGGUCUGCAAGUAGUCCGCGGCCGUCCGCACUACUACAGCAAGAAGAAGGAGGAGUACGCCGUCGUGCGCUUCCACCUGGACGCCGACCUGUCGUCGCUCUUCACUUGGAACACGAAGCAGGUCUUUGUCUAUGUCACGGCCGAAUGGGGCGAUGAGCACGCCAACGCCACCGAGGCCACCAACACCGCCGUCAUCUGGGACAAGAUCAUCACGAGCCCCAGCUCCGACCACCUGGCCAACAUUGGUCCCGUCGCGAUGCGCAAACUGCGCAAGAGCUCCGAGGGCAAGGCCAUCGACCCGAGCCGCGGCAUUCUGCACCUCAAGAACCAGAAGCCCAAGUACCAGAUCACGCACCCCAGCGGCAAGAUCGCCGAGACCGAGCAGGUGCGCCUGCGCGUGCACUACAACGUGCAACCUUGGGUCGGCAUGCUCUCGUGGAACCAGUACAGCGGCGACGGAAGCAUCAGCAGCUGGCUCCUUCCGCAGCGCGGCGGCGCCGGUUCGCCGCUGUGGCAGCCGCUGGCCGGUGGUGAGAGCAAGGCGUUUGAGCUGCCGGCCGUCGGCGCCAGCGGCAGCGCAAGCAAGAAGGCCAAGGCGGCCGAGAGUUCGGUGUAG